This is a messenger RNA of Pleurotus ostreatus (oyster mushroom), 1371 nucleotides long. RefSeq lists its product as uncharacterized. Lineage: Eukaryota; Fungi; Basidiomycota; Agaricomycetes; Agaricales; Pleurotaceae. Bases 1 to 1371 code for a protein of 456 amino acids. The record is from RefSeq and is a predicted model, not a curated record. The transcript has 6 exons.
AUGAACUACAACCAAUUCAGCGGCGAUUUCGACGGAUUUAUUGGGGACGGGCCUUCGGCGAGCGCAUACGGGCAGCAAUUUGACCCACGGCUGGAAUACCAACUGCUGGAGUUGCUGCCCUUUCUAAACGAAGGACAGAACGUCCUUGACAACAGCUUCUACACUGGGCUAGAUGGGGGAGGGGCGUACGAUGCUCAGGCCUAUAAAUUCAUGCCUGGGGGUGGGAUGGAGCAGAACGCCACCUUCGAUGGCCAGGCCGGGCAUGAACAGGCUAGUACCCUGGACGAACUUCCCGAUAUCCCCUUAUCAAGCUUCAACCCAAGCCCCGUGGACAACGACGCGUCGGAAAGUCUCCUCUGGGGCGAGGAAAUGGGACUCAUGUCGGGCUCGGUGGCGAGCGUGUCACUGAACGAUCCAGAGCCCGUCCAAGCGCGUCAACCCCCCUCUAGAUCUCAGCUUCCCCUCCCCGAUUCCACACCCAACAGCGAAUACAACGAGCUGCGAGUGGACGACCAGUGGACGAAUCCCACAGGCGGGAGGAUGGCCAAGGGGAAGGCACGACCUCAAUACUAUUCUCCAUACGCUCGCGGCGAACGGCGUCACCUCGUUGAUCAGUGCACAAGCGCGGCAACUUGGCCGCACCUACCCGUGCCCCUCCCAACUGUCACGUCGCCGAACACCCCCUAUGGCGAAACCGCUCUCCAGAACGAACUCUACGAGCCUGCUGUUACGACGGGGCAACUAAGCCCCAGUAAACAGCCAGGCGAGAGUUCAGAGAUGGCAUCAGAGUUGCCCUCUCCCAUAUCGCCUAGUUUUCGUACCCCCCAGCGAGUGGCUCGUACUGAUGAAGAGAAGCGGGCGGCGAAGAAGCGGAUCGACACCGACAGAGCCAAAGCGUUGCAGGCUACCUAUACCAAGUUCAGCGCGCUUUUCCCUGCUCGGAGUCUUCUAGAGUCUAAGACGACUGCUGUCAGGGUGAUCAAAUAUAUCAUGAACAAGCGCGUCGCUCCCGUACAACCUAGCGCCGUCGAGCUUUGGUGGUUACAGUCAGGCGGAGAUAGCGCCUUACCGCAAUAUAUCGUCCCGAGUACUGCUGCAGUCGAGGCCUCGAUCGAGGACCCGAAGCUUCGCCGUAAAGUGGCGAGGAAGCAGGUGGAUGCCAACCGAAACAAGAUUUCCACUGCUGUACACGAUCACAUACGUUCGUUGUUCCCCACUUGCAAGACGCUGGUCCAGGCGCUGACGAGAGCCAUUGAUUACCUCGCUUACGCAAAGGCAACAGGAGCGGCACCAGAAGACGACCACGCCCUUGAUGUCUGGCUUCUGGCCCGGAACGGGAGCGCCGCGGAUAUCCCAUCUCCUUUCUUCUAG